AUGAGAGCUUCUGUUACUCCUACUCCUGUUGCUCCUCCUAGUAUGCCUUGUUACUCCUACUCCUGUUGCUCCUCCUACUCUUUAUCCUCCUGCUGCACCUACUCCACCUCCUGCUGCUGCACCUACUCCACCUCCUGCUGCACCUUUUCCUGCUGCUGCACCUACUCCACCUCCUGCUGCUGCACCUACUCCACCUCCUGCUGGUGCACCUACUCCACCUCCUGCUGCUCCACCUACUUCACCUCCUGCUGCACCUACUCCACCUCCUCCUGCUGCACCUACUCCACCUCCUGCUGCUGCACCUACUCCACCUCCUGCUGGUGCACCUACUCCACCUCCUGCUGCUCCACCUACUUCACCUCCUGCUGCACCUACUCCACCUCCUGCUGCUGCACCUACUCCACCUCCUGCUGGUGCACCUACUCUACCUCCUGCUGCUCCACCUACUUCACCUCCUGCUGCACCUACUUCACCUCCUGCUGCACCUACUCCACCUCAUACUGCUGCACCUACUCCACCUCCUGCUGCUGCACCUACUCCACCUCCUGCUGCACCUUUUCCUCCUCCUGCUGCUGCACCUACUCCACCUCCUACUGCUGCACUUACUCCACCUCCUACUCCACCUCCUACUGCUGCACCUCCUCCACAUCCUGCUGCUGCACCUCCUCCACCUCCUGCUGCUGCACCUACUCCACCUCCUGCUGCUGCACCUACUCCACCUCCUGCUGCUCCACCUACUUCACCUCCUGCUGCACCUCCUCCACCUCCUGCUGCUGCACCUCCUCCACCUCCUGCUGCUGCACCUACUCCACCUCCUGCUGCUGCACCUUUUCUUCCUCCUGUUUCAGUAGUGUCUGA
Molecule: messenger RNA, 858 nt
Organism: Oncorhynchus kisutch (coho salmon)
Lineage: Eukaryota; Metazoa; Chordata; Actinopteri; Salmoniformes; Salmonidae
Product: keratin-associated protein 9-6-like
Exons: 3
Coding region: 1-858 (285 amino acids)
Source: RefSeq, a predicted model, not a curated record